ACCCCUCUCCAGGUUAUGUCAUUUAACGGCUCGCCGGUCUGUCUGCCCUGCAGGAUUGUGGAGCAGACCAUCACCACGGCAGAGUUUGUCACGCAGGCCAUAGACAUCAACGAGCCAAUCGGAAACCUCAAAAAGCUGCUGGAGCCCCGCCUCCAGUGCUCUUUAGAUGACCAUGAGAUCUGUCUGCAGGACAUCCAGCUGGACCCCAACUUCAGCCUGUUUGACCAGGGGGUGAAGACCGAUGGUACGGUCCAGCUCAGUGUGCAGGUCAUCUCCAGGCAAGGAGUGGAGCCCCGGCUGAACAUCCUGGAGAUCGUGAAGCCGGUGGAGACGGUGGAGGUGGUGAUCGACCCGGACGCGCCGGCGGGGAUGGCUGAGGAGACGCAGCUGGUGGAGGACGGGCAGGUGAUCACGCUGGACGGCUCGCAGACGGUGGGCGGCGCCUUGGUGGCUGACGAGACCUCGGAGCAGGUGACCCGCUGGGCUGCUGCCCUCGAGGGCUACCGCAAGGAGCAGGUGCGCCUGGGCAUCCCCUACGAUCCGGUGCAGUGGACAGCGGACCAGGUGAUCCACUGGGCGAUGUGGGUGAUGAAGGAGUUCGGCAUGCUGGACGUGGACGUGUCGGGCAUCCACAUCGCGGGCCGGGAGCUCUGCAGCCUGACGCAGGAGGACUUCCUGCAGCGCGUCCCGCACGGGGAGAUCCUGUGGAGCCACCUGGAGCUGCUGCGCAAAUACGUGCUGGCCAGCCAGGAGCAGUCCGGACAGAUUGCUACCGUCACCAUCGAUCAGCCGGUGCAGAUCAUCCCAGCCUCGGUGCAGCAAACCGCUCCGACCGCCAUCAAGGUCCUGAGCAGCAGCGCCAAGCAGAACAAGGUGCAGCGGGCGCCGCGCAUCUCCGGGGGCGAGGACCGCAGCUCCCCCGGCAACCGCACCGGCAACAACGGCCAGAUCCAGCUCUGGCAGUUCCUGCUGGAGCUGCUGACGGACAAGGACGCGCGUGACUGCAUCUCCUGGGUGGGCGACGACGGCGAGUUCAAGCUGAACCAGCCCGAGCUGGUGGCGCACAAGUGGGGGCAGCGCAAGAACAAGCCCACCAUGAACUACGAGAAGCUCAGCCGGGCGCUGCGGUAUUACUACGACGGGGACAUGAUCUGCAAGGUGCAGGGGAAGCGCUUUGUGUACAAGUUUGUGUGUGACCUCAAGACGCUGAUCGGGUACAGUGCGGCCGAGCUCAACCACCUGGUGACGGAGUGCGAGCAGAAGAAGCUGGCCAGGAUGCAGCUGCAUGGGCUGGGCCAGCCACUCACCACUGUCACCCUGGCAACCGCAGCCCUGCACGGGGAUAAGGAUAGCAGCUGAGGGGGCACUGGGGAGACUUGGGGGGGGGGGGUAGAGAGACUGGGGGAUUCUGGGACAGGG
Messenger RNA from Lepisosteus oculatus (spotted gar), 1419 nucleotides. The record is from RefSeq and is a predicted model, not a curated record. Lineage: Eukaryota; Metazoa; Chordata; Actinopteri; Semionotiformes; Lepisosteidae.